AGGGGCCCAGGGGCGCCAUGUUUGAUAGAAACAGUUUUGGACAGUGAUCACAACUUCUGUGCCACCUACCUAACGUUAGCUCGUAAAGCAACGAUUUCUGUAGAGUUAUUUGACAAAAUCAAGGACCUAUCGUACAGUUGCAAAAAUGAAUGUUGUAGAUCAUGUACGUGACAUGGCAGCGGCAGGACUACAUUCCAAUGUCCGGAUUAUGAGCAGUUUGUUGUUGACAAUGAGCACAAACAACCCAGAACUUUUCUCACCGGCACAAAAAUACCAGUUGCUGGUUUAUCAUGCCGAUGCAAUCUUUCAUGACAAAGAAUACCGCAACGCAGCUUCCAAAUACAAUUCCGCUUUACAGCAGAAGAAGGUCCUAAGCAAAACCUCCAAAGUACGGCCCUCCACUGGUGGGACUACAUCUUCAGUCCAAGCUCAGAGCUUGCCUUCAGAAAUCGAAGUGAAAUAUAAGAUAGCUGAGUGUUACACAAACCUGAAGCUGGACAAAGAUGCUAUUGCAGUUUUGGAUGGAAUCCCAUCUCGGCAGAGAACUCCAAAGAUCAACAUGAUGCUGGCGAACCUCUACAGAAAAGCCGGCCAGGAGCGAUCCGCCGUCACGAGCUACAAGGAGGUGUUGAGGCAGUGUCCCCUGGCCCUGGAUGCCAUCAUUGGGCUCCUCUCGCUGUCGGUGAAGGGGGCGGAGGUGGCCUCCAUGACCAUGGACGUGAUCCAGAGUAUUCCGAACCUCGACUGGCUGUCCACAUGGAUCAAAGCCUAUGCCUUCAUUCACACAGGGGACAACCACCGCGCCAUCAGCACUAUCUGUUCCCUGGAGAAAAAGACUCUUCUGAGGGAUAACGUGGACCUCCUCGUCAGUCUGGCGGAUGUCUACUUUAGAGCCGGCGACACCAAAAACGCCAUCCUGAAGUUCGAACAGGCACAGAUGCUGGACGCCUAUCUGAUUAAAGGUAUGGAUGUGUAUGGUUAUCUGAUGGCUCGAGAGGGACAUCUGGAGGAUGUGGAGGUGCUGGGCGGUCGUCUCUUCAACAUCUCAGACCAGCACGCAGAGCCCUGGGUCAUCUCUGGGUGUCACAGCUUCUACAGCAAGCGUUACUCCCGUGCUCUGUACCUGGGCGCCAAGGCCAUCCAGCUGAACAGCAACAGUGUGCAGGCGCUUCUCCUGAAGGGGGCAGCGCUGCGCAACAUGGGACGCGUGCAGGAGGCCAUCAUCCACUUCAGAGAGGCUAUGAGGCUGGCUCCCUGCCGUCUCGACUGCUACGAAGGAUUGAUUGACUGUUACCUGGCCUCCAAUGGUGUGCGUGAGGCCAUGGGAAUGGCCAAUAACAUCUAUAAGACGCUGGGGGCCAACGCGCAGACGCUGACCAUCCUGGCCACCGUGUGCCUGGCUGACCCCCUCACCCAGGACAAGGCCAAAGCCCUACUGGACAAGGCCCUCGCCCAGAGACCGGACUACAUCAAGGCCGUGGUCAAGAAGGCCGAGCUCCUCAGUCGGGAACAGAAGUACGAAGAAGGGAUCACUCUGCUGCGGAACACGCUAGCCAAUCAGAGUGAUUGUGUGCUGCACAGGAUGCUGGGAGAUUUCCUCUUUGCGGUGAACGAGUAUCAGGAGUCCAUUGAUCAGUACAGCAUUGCACUCAGCCUGGACCCGAAUGACCAGAAGUCCCUGGAGGGCAUGCAGAAGAUGGAGAAGGAGGAGAGUCCGAUGGACGCCACGGUGGAGCUGGACGGGGACGACAUGGAGGGCAGCGGAGAGGACGGCGACCUGGAGGGCAGCGACAGCGAGGCAGCGCAGUGGGCCGACCAGGAGCAGUGGUUCGGCAUGCAGUGACACGCACACACACACACACACACACACACACACACACACACGUACCCACGCAGACAACCCCUCUGAACCAGGAGCAGUGGUUUGGCAUGCAGUCACACACACACACACACACACACACACACACACACACACACACACACACACACACACACACACACACACACUCUUUCUCUCACAGAUACAGAUACACACACACACACAAAGCCAUCCACAACGAUAUGGGUUAGUAGCUGUACUUAGACACACACACACCAGCCGCCACUCAGUUCCUGGCGUGUGUGAUGUGCCGACCUGUCCAGAUCAGUGUCCUGUCUGCUCCAGACUCCACUGAUAUCGGGAUAUUACCACCACAUUAUCAGAAUAUUAUCUCCAGAUUAUCGAGAUAUUACCACCAGAUUAUCAGGAUAUUAUCUCCAGAUUAUCGAUAUAUUAACUCCAGAUUAUUGAGAUAUUAUCUCCAGAUUAUCAGGAUAUUAUCUUCAGAUUAUUGAGAUAUUAUCUCCAGAUUAUCAUCAAUGGACUAUUUAACCCGCCCUGCCCUAAGGGCAACUAUCCCGAUCUUUUGUUUGUUUGUUUUUUCACUCGGAGCUUCUGUUUUUUAUAAGAUAUGGAAGAACAGAAUAGCGUUUGGUUUAUGUCAUCAUGUUAAAAUAACUAAAAAUCAAGGAGGUGUAUGGGGGUAGUUUGGUUUUUAACUGCCCUCUGCUAUCCUUUAAAGCCCCUAGGCCAGUGAGGCAACCAGUAACUGCCCCAAGAACGGCCCUCAAACUGACUUAACAGAACGUUACAAACAUGGAUAAACAGCUUGUUUGUAAGGUGUAUAUUGCUUCUCUUCUCUGAUGCCUUGCUAUUACUGUCUGUGCCCGCUCUCUUUUUUGCCUGUGCUAGUGGGUGCGUGUGUGUGUGUGUGUGUGUGUGUGUGUGUGUGUGUGUGUGUGUGUGUGUGCGUGCCAGCGCACGUUAAAUCAUGCUGAGGCCUCUUGUGUGCACACCGUAACCUGAACCCAGAGAGCAGCUGGCUCCAGCUGAGAUCCGGUUCAUCCACCCUGGCUCCCUUCAGAAUAGGGGUUCUGUUCUUUAAAGAUGGAGCCGGCUCCGUUCAGAAUAGGGGUUCUGUUCUUUAAAGAUGGAGCCGGCUCCGUUCAGAAUAGGGGUUCUGUUCUUUAAAGAUGGAGCCGGCUCCCUUCAGAAUAGGGGUUCUGUUCUUUAAAGAUGGAGCCGGCUCCGUUCAGAAUAGGGGUUCUGUUCUUUAAAGAUGGAGCCGGCCCAAUCUGGUACAGACCUCUGCCUCCUCUGGCCCAGGCGUGUGUGUGUGUGUGUGUGUGUGUGUGUGUGUGUCUGUCUGUCUGUCUCUAUCUGUGUGCCAGUCAUCUGCCCUCUCUGCUUCCUGUGAUGGAAAGUAUCUGACUGUAAAACACCAGCAGGGGGCGCCAUGUUGGAUAGAUGCAGAGAGGGGUGACUGAGAUUGGUCUAAAUACCGGUCCUUGAGGUGAUGCCUACUCCUACUCCUUGGGGUAUUGUUUUUUUUUUUCCCUUUGGUUAUUUUUUUUAUUAUUAUUAUUGCAGAUGUUUAUAACAUUGUAUUGUGAACUGUACAGAAAAAAAAGAGUUUUGAAUGUCAGAAUAAAAAUCAUGUGUAAUUCUAA
Alosa sapidissima (American shad) is the source of this 3489-nucleotide messenger RNA. It is a transcript of the gene anapc7, whose product is annotated as anaphase promoting complex subunit 7. Gene Ontology annotation, molecular function: protein binding. NCBI's taxonomy places the organism in Eukaryota, Metazoa, Chordata, Actinopteri, Clupeiformes, Clupeidae. The record is from RefSeq and is a predicted model, not a curated record. The transcript is spliced from 11 exons. Gene Ontology annotation, biological process: cell division. Bases 146 to 1843 code for a protein of 565 amino acids.